Molecule: messenger RNA, 8167 nt
Organism: Camponotus floridanus (Florida carpenter ant)
Lineage: Eukaryota; Metazoa; Arthropoda; Insecta; Hymenoptera; Formicidae
Gene: Piezo
Product: piezo-type mechanosensitive ion channel component
Exons: 39
Coding region: 435-8102 (2555 amino acids)
Source: RefSeq, a predicted model, not a curated record
UCUGGCCUAGCCUUGGCUAAGCGCCUGGAUGAUCAGUUAGUCGGUGGCAAACCAAACGUUACAAAACAUCAGUGAACGACUGAAAACAGAUGCGACGGAGAAUCGACCGUUGGUCGAUGCUCCGACGAGUAGUAGAGUAGUAAUAGAUUACACGUGGGUGUAUACGAGAGCUGCCAUUCAUAAAAUUAUAAUAGAUACAUAGUAAUUAAGUUCAAAGGUAUAUCAGGUAUUAUAUAGUACAAAGAUAUAUCAGUGAAGUAGUGAUUAACAGUGUAUUGCUUCCGCGGAAAAGCGUGCCGGGAAGCGUAUGUUGCUCUCUUCGAAGUUUGAUCGACCUAAGGACAGCUGGGAGAGAACCCUUGGUAGGGGAUGCUUUGAAACAGUGUGCUCGUGUGCUCGUAUAAGAGUGAAAGGCCAUCCAGAUAGUUCAAGGCAUGACGAAGUACUGGCUGAACGUGGCCCUUCUCAGGGUCGUUCUACCAGUCAUCUUAGCCGGAUGUACAAUAUGGCGACCAGUGGGAUUAUCAAUCAUCUAUCUAGUAUUGAUGCUAUAUUCUCCGAUGGUCCCGAUACCGACACACGAAACUAUGGCAGGUCAUACGGGAAUAUACCUGAAGAUUUGCAUCUGCUUAGGCUUUAUUGUAGCCAUAGCUCAGAUCACCUUUCACAUUGUUCUCCUGUCUUUACCUCCCUAUGGAUACUUUCUACAAAAUUGCGAGUUUCUAGAGAAGCUUUUCAGACACAUAGGCUUUGUCAGAUUAGAUAGCGCAUCUGUAUGGGAAAUAUUUUAUUGGUUAACGCCAGAAUUCUUAAUCUUACCCACCGUACUCGCCGUAUAUUUUAUUUGUCGUUUCCUUACACAAAAACGUAACGAAGAGGAAAAUGAGCCUUCCCGUCGUGAGGAAAAUAAACAGAAAAAGACGAAAGAUAGCACUACAAAGAUAAUCAACUUCCUGGGAGGUAUCGGCACCUACGUCGUCCUAGCGUCAUUGUGCUGCGUUGCGGCCUUGACACCAUCGAUAGAAGCGGCUUUCUACUUCCUGAUGUUCCUCGGCGCCGCAACAUGUUGGGCCUGCAACAAAGAACUGCAAAAGAAAUUCGCCGUGAUUUGCAGGAUUAUCAUGGUUAUCGUGAUCGUUCACAUUGUCGUAUUACUCGCCUAUCAAAACGAAUGGCCUCAGGAAAUUAUUCCCGCAUCCAACGCUUGGUCACGUUAUCUGGCCCUGACUGCAAUUUAUCACACCAACUGCAGCGAUCCGAGGGAUGUAGAAUAUACAAAUAAUGCCGACUGGUUGAUAUAUGGAUACGUUCUGAGACUCUUCUGGCUGUAUUAUGUUCUUGCGUUGCAAUCGCAAUUUCUUAGUAAGAAACCGGCAAAGGAAACGAAGCGAUUAGGUGACAAACUGGAGAAUCUGGGCACUGCAUUGUCUAGACACGUAUCUAUCAGACGCAGAACACCUUCCCAAAGAUGGCAAUCAGCGCGACGUAAGGCUCGUUUGAUGCGGUUUGGAUCUGGAAGAACGGGGCUUCUUCAAGAUUCCACUACUGGAAGUAUCAUUGUCCAAGAUGGUCAUCAGGAUGACAGCAUACAAAUGCAGAGUCUCAGUGAAGGAGUGCCUGAUGACACACCAGGUAUCAUCGAGCAAAUAAUUAUGGCAGUAUUUUCCAUCUUUCAAUUAAUAGUAAACUCAUCAUAUCUGGCUACAAAUAUAAUAAUGAUGACAUGGAGUAUAAUGUAUCACAGCUGGACGACAUUCGUUCUGCUUCUAUGGGCAUUGAUUCUAUGGAUGGUUCCCGAUAAACGUGCGUCUAUGAUGAAAUGCUCUCCCUUCAUCGUAUUCUAUGCAACUCUUCUACUUCUCGGACAAUAUGUUUAUAGUAUGGAUUUAAAUGACGAAGAAUUACCAAGAGUCGUGAGCGGCGUCAAAAUUUCCGAAAUUGGCUUCAGCAAAGCCGAUGAGCUCAGCCGUUGGCAUCUGAUAGUUAAAUGUCUAUUCAUAUCCAUGUUUUGGAUCACUAUGAGACAAUAUAUGGCAGAACGAAAACGACAACAGCGAUCUUCCACUCUGAGGGAUAUGGUAGCGCCCUUACACGUGUCUGUCUCGACAGCUACAACUGCCAUGAGUCACGAUGAAUCAGAAAUCAAGAGCAAAUUUAUGAAAAAUGUCGGGGAGCUAUUGCACAAUCUAUUGACGAAAUUCUGGAUUGCCGUAGUAGCAAUCAUGUUGUUCAUCUGUGGCAUUACGGGCGAACGUAUGACAGUCUUCAGAAUUGUUUACAUGUCGCUAUUCCUCAUUUUUGUAAUCACAUUCCAGAUGUCCUGGAAAGUGUGGAGAAGAAUGAUGUACGUAUUCUGGGUGACUGUCAUUGCAUAUUCGAUUGCUAUGUUAAUUCUCGUUUAUACUUAUCAAUUUCAAAAUUUUCCAAAGUACUGGGAAUAUCUCGGUAUAGACCAAGAUUUACAAAUGGAUAUUGGAUUAGAAAUCUAUGAGAUUAAAGAUCUAUUCGUGAGAUUGCUGACCCCAACGUUUUUCGUCAUCAUCACAGUGCUUCAGAUUCAUUAUUUCCACAAGGAGUUCCUUAAUGUCACUAAUAUCGACAGAUUAGGGCCUGAAAGCUCAUUUAGACGUGCUAGUCUGGGAUACUCGCCUAGUUUAAAUAUUCCAGUAUCCUCACCGGCUGAUGUCACACUUACUGAAAACGAAAAUUAUACAAUGUAUACAUUGAAGCAGCUAAAACAUAUGUCAAAAUUAGAAAGAAUAGCGCUAUUUCGAAAAAUAACGAAGCAUCUAAUAAAUUUUUAUAAUUAUACUUGGCUCUUUCUCGAAAUUCAUAUGCAGAAAAUUGUUUUUAUUUCAUUUGUACUUUUAUGUAUUAAUGAUGUAUGUGCAAUAAAUUUCUUCUUUAUCGUUGCCGUAGUCGUGAUGAUCAAUUUCAAAAGAAACAUUCAAAUAAAUGCAAUUAACAUUAUGGCUGCGAUAAUAUCGCUUUUAGUGGUCGCCAAAAUGUUGUAUCAAAUUCAAUAUAUCAAUCAUGAUAAUUGGAACGUCAAUUGCACUAGAUAUGGAGAGAAAGACAAUCAACAGUAUACAAGCAACAAUACCGUUUACAAUAUAGCCGAAUGGUUCGGGAUGAAAAAAGCGGAGCCGGGUGGACUUCCGGAUCUAUUGAAAGGCUAUAUUGGCAUCGUUUCUGUAACAACUUUCAGAAAAAUUAUUAGAAUUCGUCAAUGGUUUUAUCGCCAUAGUAAAGGAGAAUCAUUGGACACUCCUCAAAUAAUGUUUCCGAAUAUCACUAGAGCAGAUGCUGAUAAGGGAUUGCCAGAGUGCUUGAAAUUCCUCUUCAACUAUGGUUUCUAUAAAUUCGGCCUUGAAAUAUGCCUCAUCGGAAUCGUUACACUGAUCGGCACAAGACUAGAUUUUUACUCCGUUUUGUAUAGCAUGUGGCUAUUAUUAUUUUUUUCGUUAAAGAGAAAAACCGUGGCGCGAAUCUGGCCUUGUUUCAGAAUUUUUGCCAUUACUGUUCUACCUAUUCAAUAUGUCAUCGUUGUAGCUCCACCUACGUGGCUUUGUAUAGAAUAUCCAUGGAGCGAGUCUGAGGUGAUGAGGAGACUGCAAGAAUGGAUGUUCUUUCCUGAUCCAGAUUUUCCACCGAAUUCUAAAAAAUUGAUUUGCGAUUUUCUCUUAUUGAUGAUGAUCGUGCGACAAAGUCUGGUCUUUCAUAUCGAACAACAAAGCUUACAGUCUGGCAGAGAGUUUGUAGCUGGUCAUAAUUACUCCGUCUUCCAAGAUAUGGAAAAACCAAAUUUUGUGAAUCCUAUCAAAGAUUAUGUGUCUCAUAUUCAAUCAUGGCUCGAUAUAAUCAAACGUGGUUGCAUGAUGAGUCUCAUGUGGGUGACGUUAUCCAUCAUGUUCUUGGCUGGAACAAAAAGAACGAAUCUCUUUUCGCUGGGUUAUCUCAUAGGAGCAUUCGUAUUCCUUUGGCAAGGAAGCGACUUUUAUUUGAGACCGAUGAAAGUUAUUUUAAAAUGGUGGAACCUAUUAAUUGGAUACAAUGUAAUUGUUAUCUUCUUGAAAGCCGUACUUCAAGGUGUGGGUUGUGUUCUCAUCAAAGACCUCGAACAUUCAGCCUGUUGGCUGGUGCAGUUACUUGGUAUUGCAUGUCUGAAAAAGUUCAAGAGCUCCAGCGAAUUGCUGGAUCCUGAGUGUAAUGUCGCUAGAGAAGACAUCGGCAUGGUUUGGGAUGGACUAUGCCUUUGUUUCCUUUUAAUGCAGAAACGACUCUUCAAAAGCUACUACUUCUUCCAUAUAGUCGAUGAGACGAAAGCCAUGAGCAUUCUAGCAUCUCGCGGCGCCGAACUUCUCGAAGAGCUUCAUCAGAAGCGUAUAGACAUUCAGGAGAAUGUGGAGAAAACAGUUUUAGAAAAACUGAAAUUCAAAAUGGAUAAAAUUAAGGCUAAUCAGCAAAGAAUACAGAAACCAGAUUAUAGAGAACUUCAGGCUCACAAAGUCGAUGAACUCUAUCCAGGAACACGGCCAUUGUACAAAAUUCGUACGCCGAAGACUAACAGAGAGGCCAUUAGAUCGGGCGACUAUUACAUGUUUGAUGAUCUGGAUGACGACGAUGUUACCGAUUUGGUUCCUGACAGCGAAGUUGAGAAAAAGGAGAAAAAGCGUUUCCAUGAACAAGAACAACGACAAAGAAGAAUGACUGUUUCGGAGUUGAUGAACACGCUGAUUAAGACAGACAUUGAAAUCGCGACGCACGUCGCCAUGUAUGGAGGGACCGAAAAGGACGCGCUGAGACUCCGACGUAGAAGCGUACCCUUGACUCGGAAGAAAUCAUCUAUGUCCUAUCUGAGCGCUCGCUCCGAGACUGAUACUGCCAUGGCUACCGAUGGUCCCGAUCGAACGAGUCUCACUUCAGUGGAAAUGGAAGAUAAAGAAGCCACAGACUUGGCUAAAACACCAGAAAUUUCUUCAGACGAAGAAGAGGAUAAAUCUAAAGAUAAGAAAGAAGACAAAGAAAAAGAAGAACAGAAAAAAGCUUCGUUCUUCACAUAUUUCAAGUUUCUUUUGGUGAUGAUUAACAGCACUCUAACAUCGAUGACAAAAUAUCUAAACCAAUUCUCGCACGAUUACAGAUACAUUCGUAAAGUUUUAGCAAGAGAGAAAAAAAGUCUAAAGGCAAAACCAGAUUUUAGAAUGGGAACGCGAUUAGGAAUCAAUCAAAUGUGGCAACCAAUACCUCUAAUACAAGAACGAUUGGCUACAAACGGCAAUACUGAAGAAUCACUUGAUCCUGGCGAAGGUCCAAGCCAACCGUGCCAAGAAGAAAGGAAGGAGAGCUCGUUGGCAGUACCACAUAUCCGAAUUCUGGCGCCGAGUUUGGAGCGAGGAUUGGACAUGUCCUCCUCCAGCACACUUUUCUCGCAAGCUUUAGCAGUCCAGCAAGAUGAAGAGAUUAAAGAACUUUCAGAAGUGGAUCAACCACCUAUCAUACAGUUGGCAGCAUCUAUCUGGUUUGGCAUCCUGGCUCAUUCCAAUUUACUUUGUUACUUUAUGGUAUUUCUUCAUCAAAUUAAAAACGCAUCUGUACUAUCGACACCAUUGCCAUUUAUGGUAUUUUUAUGGGGUACUUUGACGAUUCCGCGACCCUCUAAAACCUUCUGGGUAACAUUGAUUGCAUAUGUCGAAGCCAUUGUCAUAAUAAAAUGUAUUUUUCAAUUGGAAUUGAUUUCUUCAUCACGAGUUCCAAACAAUCCAUUAUAUGUACCGAGAAUUAUGGGUGUUUUAAAGAGACCUAAUUAUGCUCUUUGGGAUUUAUUACUGCUCCUUAUGUUAUUCUUUCAUAGAUUUAUGUUAAAAUCCUUGGGCCAAUGGACUUCAUCUUUUAAACAGCGGAAAAUUAUUCCUUCUCAAUUACCUGUGCCAUCGAAACUAUCUUCAGACAAAGAACAAGAAGAAUCUAGCACACAGAAAGAAAUCGAUUCACAUGCAGAGAUAAAAACAUCUCAAGAACGAUCUUUGAACGUUCAUGCAAGGGAUGAUACACACGAUGUUCCUCCAACAACAGACGAUAACGAGAAACUUAUUAUUGCUCAAGGAGAAAUAAAUCUUCAAAGUGAAUCUUUACCUAAAACAAUGGAUAUAACCGUUAAUAAAUAUUUCGGACCAAUAAAAAAUUUCUUUCAAAUUAUUAUCAAUCCAACAGGCAAAGAAAAAACAAAUGUUUAUGCUUACAUGUUUCUUUGUGACUUUUUCAAUUUUCUUUUGCUCAUCUUCGGAUUCUCCGCAUUUGGAACUCAACAAGGCGAUGGCGGAGUUACAGCUUAUUUUCAAGAAAAUCGAGUUCCUAUGCCUUUUCUAUUGAUGUUGUUAUUACAAUUUGCUCUAAUUGUUAUCGAUAGAGCUCUUUUUCUUAGAAAAUAUAUUGUGGGAAAAUUAAUUUUUCAAUACUGCUUAGUACUCGGUGUUCAUUUCUGGAUGUUUUUCAUUUUACCGAGCGUAACAGAAAGACAAUUUAAUGAUAACCUUGCGCCACAAAUCUGGUAUAUGGUGAAGUGUUUCUAUCUUUUGCUAGCAGCUUAUCAAUUACGACAAGGUUACCCAACUCGAAUACUGGGUAACUUUCUAUGCAAAAAAUACAAUAUUGUAAAUUACGUCUUAUUCAAAGGGUUUAUGUUGGUUCCGUUUCUUUUCGAACUUCGUGCAGUAAUGGAUUGGAUCUGGACUGAUACAUCUAUGACAAUAAUGGAUUGGUUUAAGAUGGAAGAUAUUUUUGCCAGCAUUUAUCAACUCAAAUGCAUGCGAGGAGUCGAAUCAGAUUUUCCUCAACCACGUGGAGAAAAGAAAAAGCAAAUGAGCAAGUAUUUAGUAGGUGGGAGUGCUCUCUUUUUUAUAAUCGGAUUAAUCUGGUUCCCGCUGCUCCUAUUUGCACUUGGUAGUACAGUCGGCAAAUCGAAUUUACCUUAUGAUGUAUCCAUGAAAAUAAGUAUUGGCCCAUACGAGCCUAUCUAUUCCAUGUCAGCACAAGGCAGCUCUAUCAUCGAAUAUACGGAAGACCAAUACAAAACUCUUACAAAUAUUAAUUCGACAGACAGAUCGGCAAUCACUUUCUUCGAAAAUUACAUGUAUUCUGAUGUGGCUGCGGUAAGAUUCAGCACUUCCUCGAGAAAACUUUGGAGUAUCUCCCCACCCGAUAAGGACAGAUUAAAAACAGAAUUAGCUUCUAAUACUACGAUGGUUGUUGUACAUGUGGAAUGGACAGUUUCAAGAAAAACAGAUGCCAAAGAUACUACUGGAAUCACCACGACGGUUCGUGAUAUAAAAUUGCCGCCUUUGGUGAACGGAGAGUUCAAUCCUGUAAGACAAACAUUAGUGGACAUGCUAAAUGAGGACUCUAAUACAGUAAAUGCAACAAUAAUAUUCCCAAGUGCUUUUCCGAAAUUUCUCAAAGUCACCGCUAGAACCACCAGCGUUGUUCCACAAUUAAUGCAAUCGAGUCGUUCACCUCAAAGAGACCUUGAAGAUGAAGAUGACAGUUAUCUUUACAGAAACGUCAGUAUUCAAUUAUCAACGAUCAAAGAUUGUUGUGCUCAUCAACAAUGGUGGGUGAUUCAUGAGACAUGUAUCGAUCCUCUAUACAAAGAUGUUUUGAGCCAAGUGCCACUAAAUGAUUGUAAUAACUAUAUUAUGAUGUUUCUGUUCAAUGACAAGGCUUUCCCUAAAGAAUUAAGUUUCAUCAGCGGAUUCGGGAUUCUUGGUUUAUAUACUACAGCAGUAAUAGUUAUAAGUCAGAUGAUGAGGAAAAUUGUCAGUGAUAUGGCACCCAAGAUCAUGUUCGACGAUUUACCAUAUGUUGACAGAAUUCUUCGGCUUUGUUUGGAUAUUUAUUUGGUUCGCGAAAGCGGCGACUUAUGUCUCGAAGAAGAUCUGUUUGCCAAAUUAAUCUUCCUUUAUAGAUCACCAGAAACACUUAUCAAAUGGACAAGACCACCUGAGGAAGGAGAGAGAACUGAUAAUGAAGAUCAAGAAGAAGAAGACGAAGAGGGAGAGAGACAAGGAGAAGAAAGAAGACCAGAACCAUCUCAUCGCGAUUGAAUCAUGAGAAAAAAACUGAGAUUCUUAAAUAAUUAAUGUUUUGUAAUAAUAAAUGUUGUGUAAAU